This is a messenger RNA of Schistosoma margrebowiei, 2115 nucleotides long. The record is from the annotation of a GenBank genome assembly. Lineage: Eukaryota; Metazoa; Platyhelminthes; Trematoda; Strigeidida; Schistosomatidae.
CACACUAUUUCAUUGACUACAAAGUAAAUUUUUGUUAUUACUUUAGGUUUAGUUUUCAAGCGAUGUGUUAACACAUGUACUCAAACGAACGAGCGAUUUUAGAGUUUGAACUAUGUUCCUAUAUCUUAAUGGGCUGUAUUAAAUGCUAGUAAAUUCAUUUAGUUUACAAAAUAUUAUGGAGUCAGACAUAAGCAGUGUAAAACGCGACACGUAUGUGCAUUGACCCAACUUCCCACCCCACAUCAAUACGGCCAGAUGAAAUUACCAAAAUAAAAACAAGAGGAGUAUAAGUAUUAAUACUAUCAGUUAGACUAACAAACAAUUGUCCAUACAGAAUAUAAUUCGAGAAAGUGACUUCUCGAACUAAGAGUAAAUACAUCUGCAUCAUUGUGACCGGUUCUGAACUACGUUUCCCAACGUUUUCAACCAUUGAUCACGAUGAUCGAACUGACUCCAACCAGGUAGUUUGUACCUAUCAACGUGAUUCAGACUUACACCCAUUAAUUAGAUGGACUGAUGAACCAUCUUGGUUUGGGGUAUCUUUACUAUCUUCUAACGUAUUUUCUUCCAGCCCGUAGCGUGCAUCAAGGUAUGCGGUAAUUGUGGAUACUUGAUAUAUAUCCUAAUCACUUCAUUCGACAGAUAUUCAUAACCUCAAUCCUUCCACGGUACAGUACCAGUUCUUUGAAGACAUUUGUGAUCAAAAACAUGCAAUCUAUUCAUAUCUACUUUUAAAAGACCAUAUUUCAUAGACGGAGUAGUACAGAACGGAUUAUUGUGCAGUAUACUCGCCCUUUGGUUGAUAUGUGGACAUCUUGCUUACUCCAUUAGUGACUUACUUCAAUUUUUGUUGACCCUAUGUGCUGUUUGUCAAUGUAGUCAAGUAUCGACUGGAUCAAAUGCAACGUCGACUAGAAGCUGAACAAAGACAGUCGACAAGUCGAGCUAGUUUCAAAUGUUCUUCUUGUAAUACAGCCUAUACAGACUUGGAAGUGGAUCGUUUAAUGGAUUUUACUAAUCCGGGAAAACUUGUAUGUGUAUAUUGUCGUGGGGAAGUUUGUGAAGAAGAAGAUAACGCUUCACGAACAGAUGCUCGUGCUUUAAUCGCAAAGUUUCACCAUCAGGUUCGAGAUCCGAUCGAUCUAAUGCUUCGUGAAUGUGAUGAAAUACACUUGUCACCUUCAAUACUCGAACCAGAAAUCCGUCCUCUUGAACCUCUAAACGAUGACACCUCUGAUGAAUCUCAAACGUUCUCUCAAAACGUCGGUAGGAACUCUAUUUUGCCUGGUGAUAAAAAUAAAAAAAACUCAUCUCUAUUCGGUCCAACUGAAAGCAGUGUUCGGAUCGUUCUAAGUGGAAACUCAAGUGGAUCAAACCAAGUGAUCAAAGAAAGACCUAUAUGGAUGUCUGACAGCACCAUAAGUCUCAACCCAACUCCUGGAAUUGGAAAUACGGAUUCACAAGUGAAUAUAUUUUCAAAUGCAUCCGAUUUUCAUUCGAACCAUACUCCUGAAGACGCUAUCACUCAGACUCUUGCCCCUGGAAGAGUGCCCUCUGGAUUUGGUAGUAACUUAUCCAAUUCUGUUACAGCUAGUGUUUCUCACAACAGGCUAGCUGAUACUGCUACCUCGGAAACUAAUCUAAUUACAAAUACGACUGGUGGGACCAAUGCAGCUUCGUCUAGUGAUAUUAUGCAAUUACUACUUGUACAUGAGCGACGUGGUCUACUCACCCGGAAUUCCGCUAAAAAUGUUAGUGUCCCAGGUCGCAAUAAUGCACAUAAAACUACACUUGCCCAACCCCAUCCCCUGGUUAACACGGAAAAUACGUCUGUUGACCUUCACCCAAAGAAGUUCGAGGUUACUGUUGGAGGUCAGCUUAUGCUUUAUACAGAUGUAACUCCAGCAAUGGUGAAGACAAUGACUAAAGAAGAGCGUGAAAACUACGUGCGCGUUGGUAAGCUCAUGUUCACCAACUUAAUGCUCGAAUAAAACGAAAAUGAGCUUGUGUAAAAUAUAAUGUAUUAUACAGAUUCAAAAAUACAUGAUGCUUAACAUAGUAGUUGACUCAUAAAUUGUAAGAGGAAACACUAAUUGAAUGAUAAUUCUGUGUAGG